UUGAAAGUACAUUGGUGUUUGGUGAGGAAUCGUACGCACAGUCAAGCGGACUGACUCGACGGCGAUGUCUGAAGAGAAAAACGAGUUGUCCUCGGUGCUGUCCCGCAGACAGGCGAUCAACGACGCCCUGGACGGCGGACAGGAAGUGAAGCCUCACUUCCGACCGUCCGGACACUCUGUCUUUGCUGAAUUCCACGAAUUUACCCGCAAGCAGAUCAAACUCUACGAGUCAGAGUUCAAUAAGUAUGAUGUCGGUCAUGACGGUUUCCUCGACCUGGCCGAGCUGAAAAUUAUGAUGGAGCGACUGGGCGCGCCCCAAACUCAUCUCGGUCUGAAAGGGAUGAUCGCUGAAGUGGACGAGGACAAGGACAACAAGAUCAGCUUUAGAGAGUUCCUGCUCAUCUUCCGCAAGGCGGGAGCAGGAGAAUUGGAGGACAACAGCGGCCUCAGCCAGCUUGCCAGACUCACCGAGAUCUCAGUCGAAGAGGUCGGCGUCACCGGCGCGAAAACCUUCUUCGAAGCCAAAAUUGAAGAGCAACGCAAGGCUGGCAAAUUUGAACAAGAGCUGCGAGAAGAGCAGGAGGAGCGUCGGCGUGAAGAAGAAAAUCGGGCCCAGAGGAGACAGGCGUUCAAGCAAACGGCUGCCGUCUUCCAAUAGUCAUUGAGAUUAGCGAGGAGGAACAACUUUUGCCACCAGUCCAUCACACAGCCAUUCCAGAGCUGCAUUUUCUUAUCAAACUUUCCAUUCAUUAUGAGCACAAAUCGUGUGUGAAAUUAUUCCGUAUUUCGAUUCCAAUUGAUGUAUCCAGCAUUUUGUGUUUCGUCUAUGAAAAUGAAGAGCUUAAGCAGUGUGUUUCCUCGCCUGAAAAGUAAUUGUUACCAACCCCAUCAUCCCCACGCGGGAGGCGUGAGAGCCUUUUGUAAAUAUCAAACUUAUAACUUUCCUUCAAAAUUGUGAGAAAUUAAAAAGUGUGACAUAUUUUAACCGUA
Messenger RNA from Neocloeon triangulifer, 990 nucleotides. It is a transcript of the gene Swip-1, whose product is annotated as EF-hand domain-containing protein D2 homolog. Lineage: Eukaryota; Metazoa; Arthropoda; Insecta; Ephemeroptera; Baetidae. The coding region runs from base 65 to 658 and encodes 197 amino acids. The transcript is spliced from 3 exons. Gene Ontology annotation, molecular function: calcium ion binding. The record is from RefSeq and is a predicted model, not a curated record.